Molecule: messenger RNA, 1919 nt
Organism: Leucoraja erinaceus (little skate)
Lineage: Eukaryota; Metazoa; Chordata; Chondrichthyes; Rajiformes; Rajidae
Gene: orc5
Product: origin recognition complex, subunit 5
Exons: 16
Biological process (GO): DNA replication initiation; DNA replication
Cellular component (GO): nucleus; nuclear origin of replication recognition complex
Molecular function (GO): DNA replication origin binding
Source: RefSeq, a predicted model, not a curated record
GAACAAGACCUGUCCAUGGUAGUUUUCACGAAGGACUUUAUUUGAUAUUUAGAGAUGUCUGAGAUUGAUUAUGCUGAAUAUCCCAAAGACAAAAUAAUUUUGCUGAAAGAGAAACUAAUUUGCCGGGACGCUCAGAUUGUUACUCUGCUAUCAUUGUUAGGAGAGCCUCAACAUUAUAGCUACCCUUCCUUUUUCGUAUAUGGGCACACUGCAACAGGGAAAACCUAUGUGAUACAAACAUUGUUGGAGACAUGCAAGUUUCCCCACAUAAUUGUGAACUGUGUGGAGUGCUUUUCCUCAAGAAUGCUUUUUGAACAAAUACUUAACCAACUGCAGGGUAAUUGGCUCUCCUCUGAGAAUGAAUGCUUACCAUAUUUGCGGUGUAAUACUCUUAAUGAAUUUGUUCUACUAUUUAAGCAAGUGGUCCGUGAACAGAAUCUGCUCGAUCAAACUGUCUACAUUGUGUUGGACAAUGCAGAACAGCUAAGAGAAAUGGAUGCAAACCUGUUGCCAGGAUUUUUGAGGUUCCAAGAAUUGGCUGAAACAAAUGUCACUGUUAUUUUCAUCAGUGAAAUUGUCUGGGAAAAAUUUCGGCCAAAUACUGGCUGCUUUGAGCCUUUAACCUUGUAUUUUCCGGACUACAGCAUAGAUGACAUCCUGAAAAUUCUUUCACGCGAUUAUCCUCCGGAAUUUUCUGCAGAUUUUUACAUGUCUUACAUUAACAUACUGCUUGGAGUAUUCUAUACUGUCUGUCGGGAUUUGAAGGAGCUGAGACAUUUGGCUGCAAUAAACUUUCCUAAGUUCUGUGAACCUGGUGUUCAAAAAGGGGGAAUUGGUGAAGAGGAUACUCGUCGGCUGUGGAGAAAUAUUGAACCACACCUUAAAAAAGCAAUGCAAACUGUUUAUCUGCGAGAAAUAUCAAGUUCUCAGUGGGAGAGGCUGCAGCAGGAUGAUGAAGAUAGUGGACACCUGAAAGGACUCUCUGCUCAUGCUCAUGUUGAACUUCCAUAUUACUCCAAGUUCCUGUUGAUUGCUGCUUAUCUCUCCUCCUACAACCCUGCAAGAACAGACAAAAGAUUUUUCAUGAAGCAUCAUGGGAAAAUUAAGAAAAGUUCAUUUUUGAAGAAGCAUGAAAAGACCAGCAAUCACCUCCUUGGCCCUAAACCAUUCCCAUUGGAUCGUUUGUUGGCAAUUUUCUACAGCAUUGUGGACAGCAGAGUAACUCCCAGUGCCAACGUGUUUUCUCAGAUCACUACCCUGGUGGCACUUCAACUAUUGACCCAAGUUGGACAUGAUGAUCAGCUGGAUGGGCCCAAGUAUAAAUGCACAGCAAGUCUUGAUUUCAUCAGAGCAAUUGCCAGGACUGUAAAUUUUGAUAUAGUCAGGUACUUAUAUGAUUUCUUAUGAGACCAGAUGCACGACCAUAUGGAUACUGUGAGCAAUGAUCAAUGUUUUUACACCAAUUCAUACUGAUCUAUCUACUCCACUGAUAAGUGACAGAGGCAUUUUGGCUCUAUUGGAUUUGUCCAAGCAGGUGCUGGCACAGUGUGAGAUCUGAUGAAAAUAUCUUGAUUGGUCAGAAUGGAUAUUUAGAUUGAACUAUUUACCACGAACUCGUCAGUGUUUUGGAACGAUGUGUUAAUUAUUGACAGCAGGAACUCAACACAAUCUGUUCCAAUCUAAUAACAUCAUUUUAGCACAAAAGCUGUCAGAAAUGUAUUUACUUGCAAUUAUUUUUCCUCCAUGUUGUUCUUUCCUUGGAAUCGUGUACACAUUUAUUUGUGGCUAAUCUUUCAUUUUUAGUUGUCUCCUGUAAAUUAUACACACCCUACUCCUGGGAGAGUUUGUCAUUGUUGUUCAUGCUGAGAGCAAAUUACUUCUAUUUUCUUGACAAAAAUAAAUAAAUAUUACUGUCAUAA